Phytophthora infestans T30-4 is the source of this 1053-nucleotide messenger RNA. RefSeq lists its product as uncharacterized. Lineage: Eukaryota; Oomycota; Peronosporomycetes; Peronosporales; Peronosporaceae. The coding region runs from base 1 to 1053 and encodes 350 amino acids. The transcript has 3 exons. The record is from RefSeq and is a predicted model, not a curated record.
AUGGGGCGCAACCGGAAGGGACGACAGUGCGGCGGCUACGGCUCGAAGAAGGAGCGAUUUGUGCUGCUCCGCCGCUGGCAGCAGGAGGUAAACAAGGUCUCGCGGAAGAAUGCGCAGAGCAGGCAAGCGCAGCGCAAGCUGGUGGACCAGCAGAGACGCGCCGAGACUGACAAUGCCGUGCGUCGUAGAGUGCGUGUGGACGUGCUGGCGGCUUGGACCAACGCUCGUCUAAAGGACGACCACAUUGAGCGGAUCAAGCGCGAGGGAGCGUUGUCCAUCGCCUCGGAGCUGCAGAAAACGUCGGUGGUGCACGAAUUCUCGUCACUACAAGAACGAUGUAUCUACGAGAUCGCUCGAUCGUUCGAUCUGUACAGCUCUUCGUGCGAGUUCACACAGGCGUUCUUUGCCUCCUUCGAGCCGUGGAUGGUGUCCAGACUGGCCGAGCUGACGACUGCGUUCAAAACUGUGAGCGACGGCAAUGUAAAGCUCUUGCUAUUGCAGCCGACUGAGCACCUCAGCAUCGGCUUCGUGCGAGACGAGAAGUCAUUGGCCCCGUUGUUCGAUGAGGAUGAGGCAGAUCACCGCAUGGCAUGGCAGUUAACGUCUGGUCAGUUGAGCGAGACUGAAGCCGAGUCUUGGGAAGAUCUGGAUGUGGAAGACGUCGACAUUGUGCAGGCUCAGGAGGAAGUGCGGCUGUUGUCGCUGAGUCUUGUGUCAUGUCUCGGACUGUCCAGUCGCUUCCUCACUCAGCUAACGAUAACGCAUCCGCAUCUUGAACACCUCAAGAUUGUCGACUGUUUCGAUGCUGCAGCAGGUGAACAAGGCGCUGCAUUGUUACAGCAACUCGCCAAGUCUCGAGCUCUCAAGUCGCUGCACUUCUCCUGGUGCUGCUGGCUCACAACCGAGAUCCUGGUCACAUUCGCGUAUCAAUUACUCGAGCCUCCCAUUUCUCCUCUGCAGGAGCUGCACGUUUCCGACUGCUUCGACGUGCUUGGAGACUACGUGCUGUCCGUGUUCAACGAGUUGCUGCCCCACGUAAAUGUAUCCAUAUGA